Molecule: messenger RNA, 468 nt
Organism: Asterias rubens (European starfish)
Lineage: Eukaryota; Metazoa; Echinodermata; Asteroidea; Forcipulatida; Asteriidae
Product: C-type lectin domain family 4 member M-like
Exons: 2
Coding region: 1-468 (155 amino acids)
Source: RefSeq, a predicted model, not a curated record
AUGUUGGCGAGCAAACUGCUGGGUGUUGUUGGCAUAUUUAUGACGGCAAACUACGCUGCUGUAAACGGGCGGUGUUGGAAGCCAUGCCCUCCUACUUGGAGCCAGUGGCAAGACAAAUGCUACAAGGUGCAUGAUGCCGAAGUGACAUGGGAAGAGGGCAAGCAGAUUUGUGUUGAGUUGGGUGGGAUGAUGGUUGUCCCUCAAUCCAAAGAAGAGUUACAACACAUCCUCAACAUGUUCAGCUGCGACAAAUUCUUGAUUGGUUGCAACGACAUUGAAGUUGAAGGUACCUGGGUGUGUUUGGAUGGUGAAGGACUCGACGUGAAGGACAAGAGAUGGAGGAGUGGUCAGCCAGAUAGUAGCGGCGGCAACCAAGAUUGCGCAAUAUUUACUUCAGCCGGGUUGUUCGACUUAGGAUGUGGUUCUAACCGCAGGUUAAUCUGUCAGCGCCCGGUAACAGCAAUGUAG